Messenger RNA from Durusdinium trenchii, 836 nucleotides. NCBI's taxonomy places the organism in Eukaryota, Dinophyceae, Suessiales, Symbiodiniaceae. The record is from the annotation of a GenBank genome assembly.
UUUGGUAGCUCGCAAUAACUGGCUUGCUUCAGGGAGCCAGUGGUGCAUCACUGUGCUUUGCGGUUCAAGACAGGUUGCAGAGGUUUUUGCCAGUAACACGCAGUAAGUCGCCAUGGGUCUUGCCUUCACCAAGAUAUGGCAGCGAAUGAUUGGGAAGCAGGAGAUGCGAAUCCUGAUGGUGGGUUUGGAUGCCGCAGGUAAGACAACGAUCCUGUACAAGCUGAAGCUUGGUGAGGUGGUCACUACUAUCCCAACGAUCGGCUUCAACGUCGAGACUGUCGAGUACAAGAACUUGUCCUUCACCGUUUGGGACGUGGGAGGCCAGGACAAGAUCCGCCCUUUGUGGCGCCAUUACUAUCAAGGCACCAAUGGGCUCAUCUAUGUGGUGGACAGCAAUGACCGUGAUCGUAUCGAAGAUGCUCGUGAAGAACUGACGAAGAUGCUGAACGAAGAUGAAAUGAGAGAUGCCGUGCUGCUGGUCUUUGCCAAUAAGCAGGACCUGCCUCAAGCAAUGACAGCGGCAGAGGUGACUGAGAAGCUCGGCCUUCACAAUUUGCGUCAUCGCCAGUGGUUCAUCCAAUCCGCAUGUGCGACCACAGGAGACGGCCUCUACGAAGGCUUGGAUUGGCUCUCCCGCACUUUGUCCUCUAAGCGCUGAGCUGGCAAGGGCUUUCGCAAGGGCGUUCAGGUUGCUCGAGGUUGGGGCGUAUCCUUGUGUAGUGGGUGCGUCCCGGAAGUAAUUCAGUUCUUUCUUUUCUUGGGCACGUCUUUGUGCGGCUGAUGUGUCCUCAUGGUCCUGGAUGAUACUCACAGCUUUUGCUACGGCAGAAAAAAAA